Messenger RNA from Colletotrichum godetiae, 949 nucleotides. RefSeq lists its product as uncharacterized. NCBI's taxonomy places the organism in Eukaryota, Fungi, Ascomycota, Sordariomycetes, Glomerellales, Glomerellaceae. The record is from RefSeq and is a predicted model, not a curated record. The transcript has 2 exons. Bases 234 to 917 code for a protein of 227 amino acids.
CUUGCCUCUCCUGCUCCGUGCUGCUCGGAUAGUUCAUCUCGAACCCGGAGGGCCUUGGUUUACCAAAAGAAACGAAAAACGGGAGGAACAAAGUAUCGCAACGCGGCACGGGUGUCUUCUAGGCCGUCCGGUUCCCAGGCUCUAGGACCAGGACGGAACCCUGGGGACCCAAUCCGAUCACAAACUCAACUUCUCCCCAACCCUCGAUUUGGCAGGCCGUCAAGCCUAUAGAGAUGUGGAUAGCCCUUCUGCUCGCCCUCUUCUCUACACUUACACUUAUUUUCAUGUUUCAUCGCAUUAUUUGGCCUCAUAAGGCCCUCCGCAAGCGACGCAAGGAGAAGGAAUUUGCAACGAAGGGAAAAGUUCAGAUAGCCCGUCCACCGGGCGACGCGAACGUACCCGAUAAUCCGGCCUCAUCUUCCAAGGCCGAAAAGCGAACCAUACGGUCUAGGAUCGCAAAGAUAAUGAAGAUUAAGGCGAAUGGAAAGGGUAAGAGCAGCGGGAUGCCGUUGAAUCCUCGCUCCCCUGUCUUCCAGCCAUUGGCGCAGCCACAGCACGCAACACCGUCGUCCUCCAGCGCAGAUAUUAGGCCUUUAUGGCUAAGUCAUGAGGGAGAUGCAGGAUUAGCAUACAACGACCUAGACUCUGCCCGUUCACCGGUCACGUCAGUGGAUGGAAACGCCGUCUCGGGGUCUUUGAACACACAAUUGUGGCAAGCCCCAGACCAUCAUAUCAAUAACAGAACGCCGACUGCAUGGGUAGCAUCUCGGCCUUACGAUCUUACCACCGUCCAGACAUUCCAUCCCAUAUCGAAGCUGCUAACUUACCAUCACAGCCUCGUUCUGGGCCGUUCUCAAAGGCCGUUACCAACACCACUAUUCCCUCCGUACGUGCCGUCAAUGUUUGCCCUCAACUAAUAACUUUCAAAAAGCUCAUAGCCAAGUCAGCC